Messenger RNA from Parathielavia appendiculata, 339 nucleotides. RefSeq lists its product as uncharacterized. The transcript is spliced from 4 exons. The record is from RefSeq and is a predicted model, not a curated record. The coding region runs from base 1 to 339 and encodes 112 amino acids. Gene Ontology annotation, biological process: iron-sulfur cluster assembly. Gene Ontology annotation, cellular component: mitochondrion; L-cysteine desulfurase complex. NCBI's taxonomy places the organism in Eukaryota, Fungi, Ascomycota, Sordariomycetes, Sordariales, Chaetomiaceae.
AUGUCUGCUGUACAAGCAGCAACCAGACCGGAGUCGGCGCAGAAGGUGCUGUCGCUGUACCGGCAGCUCCUCCGCCAGGGAAACCAGUUCGCCGCCUACAACUUCCGCGAAUACACCAAGCGCCGCACGAGGGAUGCGUUCCGCGAGAAUAAGAGUGUUGAUGAUCCACGCCGGAUACAGGAGCUUGUGCAAAAGGGGCUGAAGGACUUGCAGAUGCUAAAGCGCCAGACGAUGAUUAGUCAGUUCUAUCAGAUGAAUAAGCUUGUAGUUGAAGGGGGGAUAUCGGGCAAGGACGAGCCUGGAGAACCCGAGACAUUGAGGCAGAAGGAUACUGGGUGA